Messenger RNA from Trypanosoma conorhini, 1617 nucleotides. RefSeq lists its product as uncharacterized. Bases 1 to 1617 code for a protein of 538 amino acids. The transcript has a single exon. The record is from RefSeq and is a predicted model, not a curated record. NCBI's taxonomy places the organism in Eukaryota, Euglenozoa, Kinetoplastea, Trypanosomatida, Trypanosomatidae.
AUGGUGUUGCAUGUAACGCUUCUCGGGAAGUCUACCCGUUCCCCACUUACCCGGCACGACCUGUUGACAAAGCUGCGGCGUAGUUCUCCCCGCGGCUAUCAUGCCACUCGCUCCUAUCACUGGACCGAAGACAGCCUUUUCACCGGCCUCUCCCCAGUACCGCUUUCUGUUUUCAACGCGAGUGGAUGUUGCUACUACGCGCUUAAGGCCGACUUGUCCUGCGGAGGUAAUCCUGAGGAUGUUCGGGUGGCAGUAAUGCUUCUGAUGGACCUCACAGCCGCAGUGGAGAACCUGAUUGCCCUCGCCACAGAAAAGGAUGACGCAGCUUCACAUGAAGCGGAGGAAGACAAUGUGCUGCUCAUUGAACUUGCGGAUGUGUGGGAGCAGUCGGAGGAGGUUCGCCGUGCCUACCUGGAACGCUGGGGAGUGGAGGAACACAAUUACCAUCAGACAAUGGUACGGCGGGUCAUGCUGGCGGCGGGCGACGUCUACGUUCUUCCGCUUUCACUGCAGCCCACCCUCCUUACACAGGGUCAGGAGCUAGAGCCGCAGUUACAGUUUCUUGCACUCGAUGCAGGAGGGCGACGGCGGUGUCGUGAGGAGGCGGCAACAGAAGCCUUGCAUCUCUGGGCCAGUGAAGUGGAGCGGGUCAUGCGAGAGGAAUCGUGUCACCUUGCGAUUGCGGCGGUUCCUGCUUCUGUGGCAGAACUUGUGGAUGCACACCCGCAGCUCGUACGAGCGGCACUGCUUCAUCACACCAUUCAACAGCCAUUCUCAUGUCUUGCAGUUGAGGCGCAGUCAUCGCCCACUCGAUCGGAAGAAAUUCUUUACGACGUCAUACAAGAGUACCGCGUAUUGGUGCGAAACAAGCACUACGUGCGGAUGCCUCUUAGCAUGUCGCGUUACUCCUUUGCUCAUUUGUUUUGUGCAAGCCUUCCCCGUAUUCUCGUGGAAAAGCCAUUGUCACAAACGCAGACUUUGUCAAGCUCAUUCUCGCACGCGGGAGGGAGUAGCGAGGAGGUGGAGGCCGAUGAAAGAGAACUUUUGCUUGGGCUGCAGCUUACGGUUGCGCUUCACCGGCUUCGUUGUGAGGUUAACGGACAGCACGCUGUCAUCAUUGAGCAAUUCCUGAAGGAUCUGCAGUGUAGCAAUGAGCUGAGGGCUACUAGGAGUGGCGGUGAGGACAGUAGUGUGUCGUUCCAGCGUCGCCUUGAUUAUAUACGGCGAAAAGUUAUGCCUGUGGCCAGUUUGCGCGGUGACUCCGUCGAGUGGAUGCGCUCAUAUGCCCAGGAAGCGGCGAUGGCCUACAACGUGACGGAGAAGGGGUUCGCCCGCCUCGAGGAGGCCAUGCUGGGCAACCGCGAAAGCGACACCGUCUCCGAGAGCAGUGACGCUGCUGAGGAUAGUGACGGUGCGCUCUUUAAUUCGGAUGACGAGGUCGCCGCUGGCGUCUCGCGGCAGUUGGAGGAGGUGGAUUCCUUCUUGGAGGCCAGGAUGCGCCAGGCGGUGCUCGGCGGAUGCGACGUUGAGGAAGCGGCACUGGACAGAGUGGCCGAUAAUGCUCUCUUCCUUGAAACGGUGCAGAUGCUCGCACAGGGCGAGGUCGCCCUGAAAUAG